Molecule: messenger RNA, 503 nt
Organism: Clarias gariepinus (North African catfish)
Lineage: Eukaryota; Metazoa; Chordata; Actinopteri; Siluriformes; Clariidae
Product: sodium/potassium/calcium exchanger 1-like
Exons: 3
Coding region: 1-486 (161 amino acids)
Source: RefSeq, a predicted model, not a curated record
AUGAUAAAGCGGGAAGAGAGAGAGAGAGACAGCAAGACGGUGAAUGAGGGACAGAGCGAGAGAGACGGCGAGACGGUGAAUGAGGGACAGAGCGAGAGAGACGGCGAGACAGAGAAUGAGGGACAGAGCGAGAGAGACGGCGAGACAGAGAAUGAGGGACAGAGCGAGAGAGACGGCGAGACAGAGAAUGAGGGACAGAGCGAGAGAGACGGCGAGACAGAGAAUGAGGGACAGAGCGAGCGAGACAGAAGGGACAGAGCGAGAGAGACAGAGAAUGAGGGACAGAGCGAGAGAGACGGCGAGACAGAGAAUGAGGGACAGAGCGAGAGAGACGGCGAGACAGAGAAUGAGGGACAGAGCGAGCGAGACAGCGAGACAGAGAAUGAGGGACAGAGCGAGAGAGAAAGAGAGAAAAUGAGGGACAGAGCGCGAGAAAGAGAGACGGAGAAUGAGGGACAAAGCGCGAGAGAGCGAGACGGAGAAUGAGGGAGAGAGCGAGACGG